AAUGGCAUGUAGACAUGCCAGAGGGGUCCCUAGAGGCGAUGUCCGGGUACUCCUGAUGGAGUUCUGGGAAGUGCAAUAGAGACGUGGAUUGGGCUAGAGAGGCCCGGAGGUGGGGGAGGGUAAAUAAAAUCGGUCGCCUGAGUGGCUAGAGAGGUCGGAGGUAAGUGGCUGUAGAAGUCGGGCGGACCCGGAAUACGGAGGAAUCAGGACCAUGACGUACUCCUAUUUAUUCAAAUACAUAAUUAUUGGAGACACAGGAGUGGGGAAGUCGUGUCUCCUCCUGCAGUUUACGGACAAGCGGUUCCAGCCCGUGCAUGACCUCACAAUAGGUGUAGAGUUUGGAGCCCGUAUGGUCAACAUUGAUGGAAAACAGAUCAAAUUACAAAUUUGGGAUACGGCUGGGCAAGAAUCCUUCCGUUCUAUCACCCGUUCCUACUACAGGGGAGCAGCGGGAGCACUCCUGGUGUACGACAUUACAAGGCGUGAAACCUUCAACCACCUGACAUCAUGGUUAGAGGAUGCCCGUCAGCACUCCAGCUCUAAUAUGGUUAUCAUGCUGAUUGGGAAUAAGAGUGAUCUAGAGUCCCGCAGGGAUGUGAAGAGAGAGGAAGGAGAGGCCUUUGCUCGGGAGCAUGGAUUGAUCUUCAUGGAGACUUCAGCCAAAACCGCCUGCAAUGUUGAAGAGGCUUUCAUCAAUACUGCCAAAGAAAUCUAUAGGAAGAUCCAGCAGGGUUUAUUUGAUGUUCACAAUGAGGCAAAUGGUAUCAAGAUUGGGCCCCAGCAGUCAAUUUCGACAUCAGCCGGACCUGGUGCCUGCCAGCGGAACAUUCGGGACACAGGGUCUGACUCUGGCUGCUGCUGAACAUCUGAUCCAAACUUUUUUUCCCCCAUUCCUGGAACAGCUUUUGCUCAAUAGGUUUUAAAAAAGAGUCUUACUUGCUUUGGCUGAGUACAGCCUCUUUUUAAGGUGUGAUGUUUGCCUUUUCCACUUAAAGACCAGGGGAGAACCGGGGCCCAUCCCCACCUGUCCUUCUUCAGGGACGUGAGCAUUCCCUAUAGACUAGGGAUGUUUUCAUCAUUUUAAUUUAUAAAAUGUUAGGCUCAAAGUUGAUUGCCAUGGUAAUUCAAAAUAACUUCAUAAGCAUACACAUUCUGCUCCCGCUAGGAGGAAGGGUAAGUAGUAGCAAGGGUGUUCUGCUCGAACAGUAGAGAUUCCUGGCUCUGGCUUCCCAUUUGAACAUGAUCCUCUGCUUAGGAAUCUCAUGUUUUCUUUUAAACUUCGUUGCCUUCAAGAGGCUACUGCCACUUCAUCAGAGCUCUUAUACACGGCAGUUCCUUCGACUGGCCCGAGGAAGCUGAGUACUCUCCUGACCCAUUGUGAGUGUCUGUCUCUUAGAGUUAACUGCCAGACUCUGAGAGCUGUGGAAUUGGUCCUAGACCCUUGGCUGUUUAUUCUUGCCGAAAACACAUGUCAUUCCCUGUUCAUUUAUUUUAGGGACCAAGUCAAACAUUGCAGUAUCUUUCACCAAAUUGACCUCACACUUCUUAACUAGACCUAUUUGAACUUUCUACCCUAAUCAAGCUAAUUUGCUUAUUAUACAUGCCAUAUUCAUUCUUCAUUAUAUACCUUUGUAUAUUCUGUACUAUGAAGAGAGACAUUGUGACAUUAUAAUCAAAAGAACAUUUUUUUCCUUUAGGAAGGCUUCCAUGACUCACCUAAGGACUUCAAGUGAUUAUUGCCACAUUACCCAUUAGCUUUCCUAUGUUAUUCAGAUGGAUAUUUAUUUGUAUGUAUGUAACUUUGUAAAUAUGUUUUGUAGUUUCAUGUCUGGGAUCUCCUUAUUUAGGCUGUAAGCUCUAUGAGAGCAGGGUCCAUGUUAUUCCUUUAUUUUUAUAAACCUACUUCCCCCACUGGCCAGUCACAGUGCCUAGUACCACCCAUUAUGUGAUCAUUAAGUUUGACUGACAUACUUAAAAACUUCAGAUUUUAGAUUUUGGAGAGAGCAGAAGGCCUUAAAGUGAUCUCCUCAUAGUUCUACCAUCUCUUCCAUCAGAUUGCCCUAGGUCUGUCUGGCUCUUCUGUCUUGCCUUUCUCUAGCUCACUGCCUCCAUUCUAUGCAGUAGGCAGUAAGGCUGCCUGCUACCAGGCAGCCAGAAAAGUGGGUAUUUUUGCAGUCCUCCAUUUUUGAGUAUAUAAUACUGUCUUAGCCACAUUGCCUUCACUUCACACAUCAUACAGCCUUCUGGGUCAGUUGCUUUUUGCUUAAUGUCUCCUCUUCCACAGCACUGAGGUCUCUGAAUUUUUCUAAUUUUUGUUGUUAAUGAAUUGUUUCAUUAUUAAAUAUAUGCAUGUAU
This is a messenger RNA of Octodon degus (degu), 2355 nucleotides long. RefSeq names its product RAB2B, member RAS oncogene family (gene Rab2b). Gene Ontology annotation, molecular function: GTPase activity; GTP binding. The record is from RefSeq and is a predicted model, not a curated record. Gene Ontology annotation, cellular component: Golgi apparatus. The coding region runs from base 212 to 862 and encodes 216 amino acids. The transcript has 8 exons. Lineage: Eukaryota; Metazoa; Chordata; Mammalia; Rodentia; Octodontidae.